Molecule: messenger RNA, 3807 nt
Organism: Oryza brachyantha (malo sina)
Lineage: Eukaryota; Viridiplantae; Streptophyta; Magnoliopsida; Poales; Poaceae
Product: probable RNA-dependent RNA polymerase 3
Biological process (GO): siRNA processing
Cellular component (GO): nuclear RNA-directed RNA polymerase complex
Molecular function (GO): RNA-directed RNA polymerase activity
Source: RefSeq, a predicted model, not a curated record
AUGCGGCAGCCGGAGCUCCCGCCGGCGGUCGAGGCGGAGCUGUUGCGGCUGGAGGCGAGGCUGGGCCAGAUCGCCUGCACGGAGGCGCGGCAGCACCUCGCGGGCCUCGGCGAGGAGGCGGCGGCGCGGGUGCUCCGGAAGAUCGAGUCGCAGCGGGUGCGGACGCUGUCGGGCUUCGUCAGCCAUAUGGCGAGCCGGGAGAGGAUGAGGCGCAACGCGCGGGACAUCCCCGCCGCCCACAGCUUCGCCGCCCAUCCCCGGGAAGAGGAAUUCGUACCCACGUCAAUGUACAUGAAUGAGGAUCAUAUGGAUGUUCAAAGCCCCAACAAUGCAAUAGCUUUCGGUCUCCCAAACCAUGCCAUUGUGGAGGCUGGGAGUCCCAACCAACCGUUCAGCUUGUAUGGCAGUGGUGGUUCUGUCAGACAAAUUUCUCGUCUGGUUCCAGACCUGGCUAGGCUGACCGUUGAGAGCCCAUGUUAUCAGCUGUCUUCUGUGCUGCAGAACCUGAGCUACAUUGAAGUUGAUACUCCUGCCCAGGCAAUGGCUUCUCCUGUGUGGAACCAGAUGGCUGAGCAGAUUGACAGUCCUGCUCGAGCAACGGUUCCUGCCGUGCCUAAUGAUGUUAUGAUGCAGGAAAUGCCGAACUAUAUAGAGAUUGAUGACAGCCCCAUGCAGCCGCUGAUUUCUACUCCAAGAAGAGGUUCCACCCUGAUCCCUGUGCAGGAUCUUUCAAGACGCAUUGAGAAUAUGGCUGGCCCCUCAGGAAGUCCACUGAGCGCAACUACUCGUCAUGCCACAGCCAAUCCACUGAGGGACUCAGUGAGUCCUCAGAUGCUGGCACUGGAAGAGUUGGAGUUUAAGAAAAUAUUUAUGAUUUUUGCUUACCUUGGCUGGUUAGUUUCUGGCCAACACACUAUUUUCUCCUCAUGUUACAGUAAUAAGAUAGAAACUGUUCUGUCUGUGGACUAUAUUAGAUCCUUGUAGUUCAUGCCCAUGGCUCAAUUUGAGUCAAAAAUCUGGAGGACAUUUGGUUACAAGAACAUUGCAGUUUCAGAUAGAGCAAAGAACCUUGAUUCAGAUCCACUUACAACAAAAGUCUACCAUUGUAAUGUUGAGAUAAGAGGGGACUCUGUAGUCACACUCUUCAAGGGACCAUAUAUUGGGAAUACAAGGACUCAUUUACAGAAAGUUGUUGGUGAUGAUAAUGUCCUUGUAGUAAAAUUUAUGGAGAAACUAUCAGAAACCAAGACUGACUUCUCUACAUAUUGUGAACAUUACCAUAAGGUUGCUAACGAUGGUAUUCUUUUGGGUUUGCGGCGUUAUCAAUUUUUCAUUUAUAAGGAUGGAGGAAAAGAGAAGAAAAUGAUAGAAGGGGAGAAAAGGAAUAGCAGUUCAACUGUUAGAUGCUACUUUGUUCGCACUGAGUCUGGGUGGAACACGGAUGAGCCGUAUAUACUCUCUGGCAAAACAGUUGGACAGGCCCGUGAACUAUUCAUGCACAUAAAUACUGCCCCCACCUUGGCGAAAUAUAUGGCCAGGCUUGCUUUGAUACUUUCCAAAACUAUCACAUUAGAUGCUGAUUUAUCACAAGUUCUUGUCAGGCUGAUUGAUGAACCUUGCUUGGAUGAACAUGGCAAUGUUGUUCUUAGAGAUGGGGAGCCGUUGAUUCGUACUGAUGGGACUGGCCUUAUAUCUGAGGAUUUGGCCUUGAAAUGCCCUACAAGUAUCUUCAAGGGAAAAUUUUUGAAGUCACAGGGUAUCGCAACUUGUGAUGAAGGAGAAACAAUGAUGAAGCCUAACAGUUUAAAGAGGCAUCGGUCUCUUGCCGCUAAACAUCCUCUUCUUAUGCAGUUCCGUUUGUUCUAUUAUGGAUCUGCUGUGAAGGGAACAGUCCUAGUUGACAGGCGGCUUUCUCCUGGAAAUAUACUUGUCCGACCAUCAAUGCUGAGAAGUUAUCCAGAAUUAUCUGAUGUUCAGUCUGUCAACUCAUCGGAAAUAGUCUUUGCUCGAAAUGCCAAGAAAAGUCUAUCUGGUGUUCAGUCUGUAAAUUCUUUUGAAAUAGUCUCUACAAGCAAUUGACCGAGAAGGACCUUAACAUCAAGGUUCUUGAUCGCAUUACUUUGCUAUGGAGGAGUUCCAGAAGAGUAUUUUUUGGAGCUUCUUGAAAAUGCAAUUGAAGGGGCUGAGAAUGCAUGUUAUUAUUAUGAAGAUGCACUGAAAAUUGCAUUCAGCUAUGCUGACAUGGAGGAUUCAAUCUCAGCACGGAUGAUUCUUUCUGGAAUUCCUCUAGAAGAGUCAUAUUUGCAAUCUAGGCUGGCUUUCAUGGCUCGACAGGAAAGGAAGGGAAUUAAGCAAGGAAAGAUACCAAUUGACGAGUGCUAUUAUUUGAUGGGUACUACAGACCCUACAGGAACACUUGGACCUAAUGAAGUCUGCGUGAUACUUGAAAAUGGUCAGCUUUGCGGGGAUGUUCUUGUUUAUAAACAUCCUGGGUUACAUUUUGGUGAUAUACAUGUCUUGAAAGCAACAUAUAUUAAGGAUCUAGAGAAAAAGUAUGUGGGAUAUUCUAAAUAUGCAAUACUCUUUCCUACUUCUGGACCACGGUCUUUGGCUGAUGAGAUGGCCAAUAGUGAUUUUGAUGGCGACAUGUACUGGGUUUCAAAAAACCCAAAGUUAUUAGAACACUUCAAACCUUCUGAACCAUGGGUAGAAACAAUUACACCAAAAAGGAGAAAGCAGAAGAAGCCUCAGGAUUUUAAUGAAUCCAAACUUGAAAGGCUGUUAUUUCAUGAAUUCUUGAAAACAAGAUUUACACCCAGUUAUGCACUUGGUACGGCAGCUGAUAGCUGGUUAGCAUAUGUGGACCUAUUAACGGGUUCACUUGAUGAAAGUGAGAAAAAAAUAAUGAAGGAAAAGAUGACUAAGUUAGUUGACCUGUAUUAUGAUGCCUUAGAUGCUCCAAAGACUGGAAACAAGGUCAAUAUUGCAAGUGGUCUGAUUACAAAGCGAUAUCCCCACUUCAUGGGUCGCAUUCCUUCGUACCAUUCAUCAUCCAUACUUGGACAAAUCUAUGAUAGAGCAGAAGAUAUAGAAUCUCUACGAUAUGAUAAUGUUGCACCAAGCGGGAUAUCGCUGCUCCCAUGCUUCACCGAGAGAGAUGCACCCCCAGAAACCAAGCGCCUCUGGCAACAGCGCUAUGAGGAGUACCUGACCGACAGUAGACUGCUCUAUGAGGUAGACAAAGAAGAAAGGAACAUGAAGUUUCAGAAACUCUAUGAAAAGUACAAGCGCAUGCUCUACGACGCAUCGGAAUUCGAGCAGACGCCGAGGGGCUUCGACGACGUGUUCACGGAAGCCUGCGUGAUCUACCAGAUCGUCUACGAGGAAGCACGGUCUUACGGCGGCGACGCCGGCCGGUGCGGCUUCGCCUGGAAGGUCGCCGGCCGCGCGCUGCGCCACUUCUACGCGCUCAAGAACGAGGGCGACACCGUGCUCUGCUCGCUGCCGCUUCUCCGCAGGUUCAAGUUCAUCAGGAAGGACCAUCGCUAGUACGUAGGCAUUAUAUAUGUAUUGUACUCUUAUUGACAGCAUGCAGUAUUAUCAUGAGCGGACCAAGGAGUUGUUAGCUUAAGCUGGUGGUUUAGUACUAGUGCUUUUGAGGAACUUGUCAGGACAACCUAGAAAAAACUAGUAUGUAUGCAUGGCCCAUGUUGCAUGGAGCUUCAAGUGAACUUGAUGUAGUAGUGUGUAGCUGCAUGCAGCUGCUUGGGGCGCAUCUCAAAAGAUGUCUCGCUGUUUCUCCUUAAC